This is a messenger RNA of Phragmites australis (common reed), 2082 nucleotides long. RefSeq names its product AMSH-like ubiquitin thioesterase 3. The record is from RefSeq and is a predicted model, not a curated record. Gene Ontology annotation, cellular component: endosome; membrane. The transcript has 14 exons. Gene Ontology annotation, biological process: protein K63-linked deubiquitination; protein K48-linked deubiquitination. The coding region runs from base 272 to 1819 and encodes 515 amino acids. Lineage: Eukaryota; Viridiplantae; Streptophyta; Magnoliopsida; Poales; Poaceae. Gene Ontology annotation, molecular function: K63-linked deubiquitinase activity; metal-dependent deubiquitinase activity; protein binding.
UGUCUACAUAGUGUUGCCAUGGUCGUUUCCCUUCCACGUUCGCCAGUAGACCCUAUCGAUCACGCUUAGCGCCGCCGCGGCCUCCGCCUCCUCCCUGCCGACAUCCUCCUCCUCCGUGCCCACCGGUUGGCACGCCCUCUCAUCCCUUCCUCCUCCUCGGCUAACCCUACUCCGCCUCUGUGACCACCCGUCGGCUCCGCCCUCCUAGCGGAUUCGAGCAGAGAUCCAUCAGGACCCUCAUCGACCGGGGAAGAAGGCCCGCCCACCGGAGAUGGCCACGGGACCACCUCGGCCGGCUAGGAGAGACGUAAGCAUCGAGGCCUUGGCGCGGCCGGUCGACGUCGACCACCGCAUCAGCAUCCCCUACUACUUCCGCAUCGCUGACAACCUCCUCAUCCAGGCUAAUGUGUAUCGAGAGGAGAAGAACAUUCUGGACCUGUAUAUCAUCCUCCUGAGAUACUCGAGCUUGUUGUGUGAGACGAUACCAAAGCAUCGCGACUACAAUGCAUUUAAGUCAAGGGAAAAGGAACUUCUGAAGAAAGGCCCGCACAACUCUAAUAAACUUCUCAGUGUUGUCAAUGAGCUAGAGUCCCUGAAGCCAGUUGUGCAGCAAGAAAUUGCCAACCUUAAUAGCAGCGCAGGUGCAGAGGAACCUAAUGGUGUACAUGGAACCUAUGCUGCAAGUAGUGGUAUGGAGCAGCAUAUCCCAAGCCCAUAUACAUCAAAGUCACUUUCUGGGAGCCCUACUGGACUAUUGCAAAAAUCAUUCUCUGGUUUGAAGCAUCAAGCAGCACUGUCGCAUAGUGUUCAACCUGAUUGGCACCUACAGAAACCAUAUUCCAGCUUGCCUUAUCCAAAAGAGGAAACACUAUCCAGACACUCGAUACUAGGACCUAAUGGGCUUCAUGGCGAAUGGACUAGGCCUGUUACUGGUAUCAGGAUUGAGUAUCCAAGUAAUCCUGAAUUAACCCAAAGUGAUAUCUCUAGUUUAGUGCCGGCUAUCUUGAACCAAGAUGGCUUGCAUGGUCCCAGAACAGCAUCACAGGAUAAAAAUGAUGAUAUGCAGUCUGUUCUUUUGCUUGAUGAUGGCAGAUGGUCUUUACCAGUAGAAGAACCAGCCUCAGUGUCUCCUGGUUUGGAAGCAGAGUUUUCCCAGCUGAAUAUUAGACAGCCUUCUCCCCCACCUGUCCUAGCACAGGUACAUCCUGAGCGUGGACCAAUCCCUCCAUCAAGAGUUGCUGACCCAAGACCAGGACUUGCUACCUCUGACGCCGGACGUUAUAAGAAUUUGCAUGUGCCGGUGACAUUAAUGGAGUGUUUCCUGAGGGUUGCUGAGGCAAAUACCUCAAAGAAUUUGGAAACAUGUGGAAUUCUUGCUGGUACCCUGAAAAAGAGAACUUUUUAUGUGACAACAUUGAUAAUUCCUAAGCAGAAAUCAACAUCUGAUUCAUGUCAAGCUACGAAUGAAGAAGAAAUAUUUGAAGUUCAGGAGAAGGGUUCACUUCUAUCUCUUGGUUGGAUUCAUACACAUCCAACCCAGACCUGCUUCCUAUCUUCCGUUGAUCUUCAUAAUCAUUAUGCGUAUCAGGUCAUGCUACCUGAAGCAAUUGCAAUAGUUAUGGCACCAACUGAUACAACAAGAAAACACGGCAUAUUUCAUCUCACGGAUCCAUGUGGCAUGGGCGUGAUCCAUGCUUGCCAGGAGACUGGAUUCCAUCCUCAUGAGGAGCCCCUAGAUGGUAUGCCAAUCUACGAGCAUUGCUCCCAUGUAUACAUGAACCCCAAUGUGAAGUUUGAGAUGGUCGACCUACGUGUGUGAGAAGCAUGGUUCCCUUCUGGCAUAAAUGGGCGGCUAUACUUCCAGCAGAUACAAGCCACCGAGUUUAUUUAAUUUUACUGAUGCUGAAAAAAUCGUUAGUAUAGACUACUUUUGCAGAUUCCAGAACCAAGCGGCUUGUACAUAGCUAUUUUAUUUUAUUCUAUUUCCAUGUACAGAAUUUUUGCAUUGAAUGGAUGCUUUGGUUGGAUCUCAGGGGAAGUGACAUCAAUUUAUGAUACAGUGCACAGUGGCAUGUUGAGAGA